Messenger RNA from Peromyscus maniculatus bairdii (prairie deer mouse), 1220 nucleotides. The record is from RefSeq and is a predicted model, not a curated record. NCBI's taxonomy places the organism in Eukaryota, Metazoa, Chordata, Mammalia, Rodentia, Cricetidae.
GCGGAGCCCGCGGUGAUUGGGCACGGGAGCGGGGGCCCAGUAGGAGCCGAGUCGCUGGGCCAGGCUGGUUUCACUUCGCUCCCCGCAGGCACUGGGUCACCAGCUGUUUGGAGCUCUGCGGUCCUUGCCGCCUUCGCCGUCACCGGAUUUCUGCAGCCGCUCUGCGAACUGUGCCCCACUUGCAUCUGCACAACCUCUGCCGCUCCCCGCCGCCACCUCCUCGGCGCCCUUCCCCGGCCCUCGUCCCCCAAUGUCUGACUCUGAUUCUCGGACUGAGAAACGCAAGAAAAAAAGACCAAAUGGCCAAGCAACCUUCUGAUGUAAGUUCUGAGUGUGACAGAGAAGGUGGACAAUUGCAGCCUGCUGAGAGGCCUCCCCAGCUUAGGCCUGGGGCCCCUACCUCCCUACAGACAGAACCGCAAGGUAAUCCCGACGGAGGCGGCGAAGGGGACCGCUGCCCCCACGGCAGCCCUCAGGGCCCGCUGGCCCCACCGGCCAGCCCUGGGCCUUUUGCUACCAGAUCCCCACUUUUCAUCUUUGUGAGAAGAUCUUCUCUGCUGUCCCGGUCCUCCAGUGGGUAUUUCUCUUUUGACACAGACAGGAGUCCGGCACCCAUGAGUUGUGACAAGUCAACACAAACCCCAAGUCCUCCUUGCCAGGCCUUCAACCAUUAUCUCAGUGCGAUGGCUUCCAUAAGGCAGUCUCAGGAGGAACCUGCAGACGUUCGCCCUGAGAUACGGAUUGCACAGGAACUUCGGCGGAUUGGAGACGAGUUCAAUGAGUCCUACACGAGGAGGGCUGAAGACCACCCUCACCACCCUCAAAUGGUUAUCUUACAACUGUUACGUUUCUUCAUCCGUCUAGUAUGGAGAAGGCAUUGACAGGAUCUUCAUGCAGCCAAGGAUACAUGUGGACAUUGCUCUUGUUCAGACCGCCAGAACCCCAGCACUUCAGUCUCCUGGUGCCGUGAAGAUGCAGCGGCCGCCGCUGGUGCCGCCGGUGACCGUGGCUCUGUCCCAGAGAGGUGCUGAGGGCGGACGACACACUGGACACACCGCACUGUGUCGACGUGAACUUAACCUUUCUGUUCCUCACCACAUGGCAGAAUUUCCAACAGACGUUCGUUGUGAAUGUAAACGAGGGAGGGCUCUUCUCUUUUUAAUGUACAGAUUCUGGGUCUUUUGGCAUCGAGUCAAAUGCAAGAGAGGUGUUUACAUGUG